This is a messenger RNA of Malassezia vespertilionis, 987 nucleotides long. RefSeq lists its product as uncharacterized. The record is from RefSeq and is a predicted model, not a curated record. Bases 1 to 987 code for a protein of 328 amino acids. The transcript is spliced from 2 exons. NCBI's taxonomy places the organism in Eukaryota, Fungi, Basidiomycota, Malasseziomycetes, Malasseziales, Malasseziaceae.
AUGGCAAAGGAGCCAGCAGGUGCCGUCGAUGUCGCCAAGGUGAAGUCCAAACUGCAUCAUGCUAUUAAAAUGGCGCGUGCAGCGGCCAAAAAGGCAAAACAGAUGGAGCUGCAGCGACAUGUGCGGCAUAUAAAGCAGGUUCGCACAGGAAAGGGGAAGCAAGAGGAGGAUAUGGAUGCAUUAGAAGCGUAUCUAAUGCAGCUGAAAAACAUUGAUACCCAAUGGAUUGCAGACCGCGCAUUGCUUUCCAAAUUAACGAAAAGUAAAUUAUUGCCAAAAGCAAACCGAGCUGUUUCUAUGCAGUUGGAAGACACGCUCGAAGCUACCUAUCCUCUGUAUGCUAUUGCCAAGGAGGAAGGACUUGUGCAGGAUUCAGAGUCUGCGCCAGAUGCACCGCUCAAUAAACUACAGCACCAGUUGCAAAGCGCCAAAGUCCUUGCCGAAACAGUGAACCAUAAAGUGCAGUCUAUUGUACUUUUGUUACGGCCACCAACGAUUGCAAAUAAAAAGGAGACUGAAAAAGAGCAGGCAGAACAAAAUUUGGUUAUGGGGGGGAUGGGCGAGAAGAUGAGUGCGGAGUUGAGCGGUAACGAGCCCGGCGUGCCGGACAGUGGUGCAGAUUAUAGCAGUGACGACGGGUUUGACGACGAGACACAAGUCAAAAAAAGUGAGGGCAUUUUUCGUGAUCUAGAUAUGGACAUGGACGCUAUGGUGGCACCUGGAAGCGACGAUGACGACGACGACGACGACGACGACGACAAUGACAAUGACAUACCUUCCAACAGGAAACGUCUGCGUGAUAGUUCCUCCGACGAAGAGUAUGCUUCCAAUAUUCUGCCCUCGCUAGCCACUGGGUUCGUCCCCGCAAAACGUGACGAUGACUGGUCUGAUGCUGAAGCGGACUAUGCGGACAAAACCUCAACAAAAAGCGGGCCCCCGCAGACGAUGCGAAAAAACCGCCGCGGGCAACGCGAGCGACGCGCGUAA